UCUUGAGGAGAUACCGAACGCAAUCCUCGGUUGGUGAUGACUGACAACAAUUUGAGCGCAUCAGAAUGAGAUUACCGGAUUUCAAGUGAACCCGAGUCACGUCGGCUUUGGGCUAUAAAUACUGGAGCGGGGCUAGAAGAGCUGUCGGACUAAUGUUCGCCGUGCCGGGUUGUUUUUAAGAAGCAAAGCGCGCUGUAGCCUGAUGGCCGGCUAGCUGCCGUGUGGACCCGCGGCCUGCUCGGGAGGAGGAAGGGUGGUGACGGCGCAAAAUGCUCCACUACCCCUGACGGCUAUCCAAGACAGAGACUCGCUUCGAGUUGAACGACGAGCACAAUGCACCUAUAAUUUUUCCAAGUUGUGAAAUUUUCAGAUUUUAUAUUUUUUUUAUUUUAAAUUUUUCUUAAUUUUAUUUUUUUGCGGGGUGAUUUCGAGGCUCCGUGAAUGCCCGUGGCGCGUGCCCUGAAUUCCCAGCCCGCGACAUGUCAUCCAACUGCACCAGCGCAGCGCCUGUCAGCGCUAGCAAAACCAAGACGAAAAAGAAGCAUUUUAUCGGGCAGAAAGUCAAAUUGUUCCGAGCAAGCGAACCCAUCCUCAGCGUUUUAAUGUGGGGUGUGAAUCACACGAUUAACGAGUUAAGUAAUGUGCCUGUACCCGUAAUGCUGAUGCCAGAUGAUUUUAAAGCCUACAGUAAGAUCAAAGUGGACAACCACCUAUUUAACAAAGAAAACCUUCCUAGUCGCUUUAAGUUCAAAGAAUAUUGUCCCAUGGUGUUCCGAAACCUGCGGGAGAGGUUUUGCAUCGAUGACCAAGACUACCAGAACUCUCUUACGCGGAGUGCUCCCCUCAACAGCGACUCUCAGGGUCGCUUUGGCAGUCGCUUCCUCUCCAGCUACGACCAUCGAUUUGUUAUCAAAACUGUGUCCAGUGAGGACAUCGCUGAGAUGCACAACAUCCUAAAAAAAUACCACCAGUUUAUAGUGGAGUGUCACGGCAACACGCUGCUCCCUCAAUUUCUGGGUAUGUACAGGCUAACUGUGGACGGGGUGGAGACGUACAUGGUAGUGACCCGGAAUGUAUUCAGCCAUCGCCUCACUGUCCAUCGCAAAUACGACCUGAAGGGUUCCACAGUCGCAAGGGAAGCGAGCGACAAGGAAAAGGCGAAAGAGCUCCCCACUUUGAAAGAUAACGACUUCCUGAAUGAAGGCCAAAAGCUGCAAAUAGGAGACGACAACAAGAAGUACUUUUUGGAGAAGCUAAAACAUGAUGUUGAGUUCUUGGCCACUCUCAAGAUCAUGGAUUACAGUCUUCUAGUGGGGAUCCACGACGUGGACCGAGCAGAACAGGAGGAGAUGGAUGUGGAGGCUGGUGCAGAUGAGGAAGAGUAUGAGAAUGACGGGAUGUGUGGAGGCGUGCUCACUGGUUCCUUUGGCACACCACCUGACAGCCCAGGAAACCCUCUUAACUGUGGAUUCUUUGGGCCCGGGGACUUUGACCCCUCUGUUGAUGUUUACGCAAUCAAGAGCCAUGACAGUGCUGUCAAAAAGGAGGUGUACUUCAUGGCGAUCAUCGACAUCCUCACACAUUAUGAUGCGAAGAAAAAAGCUGCACAUGCUGCCAAAACUGUGAAACACGGGGCCUCCAAUGUCCUUAACAACCCACCCCCGACACCCACAUCCAAUCGCAUUCAGGUGUCAGUGAGUUGGGAGUGGGACAGUGCGUGCACGUCUCUGCUCAAGCUCUGCUCACUGUUGGCUCAGCCGGCAAGACGGGAGGAGAGAUGGCAGUUGGAUUGUUCCUUUGACACGUUCAGCGUUCAUUUUGACAAUAAAGAGGUUAUUCAUAGACUAUGGGUUGCCUUUGUCAUUGUGUAAGCAGACGCUGCGGUAGCUUGUCUUGUUACCGUUACGAGAGCGCGUUUGGUGCUAGCUAGCGUUAUCAGUUUUCAGACGGGCGCGCAUACAGACACAGUAUUUCCCCUACACAGGAUUUACUUAGCGGGCCGCCUAAGUAAAUUGACAGCCGGCCAAGAUUAUGAAACUAGAAUUGCCCCCCACCCAUAAAAAAACCAAAACACACAUGAUCAUACAGUACAGAAAGAAAAAGCUCCACUCUGUCUGCCUCACAGCCCUGAACAGUUAUUAGCCAGGCUAGCUAGCUAGCGUCUCUAGUCGCUAGAUUAUUACGUCUGAUAAUGCAUACAAAACGACAGCGUGGCACGACAUGGUGCCUGUGAUUAGCCAGGCUAGCUAGCAACAUUGUUUUUGUUGUUGUUGUUUUUAUUUAUUUAUUAUUAUUAUUAUUAUUAUUUUAAACCUGUCCUGUUCAGUUGCAUGGCCUUGCAGAAUGGUGAAUCUGUAUGCCUUUGCGCUGGAACAGUUUAGCUGUGCAACAGCGGAGUCUGAAAUGCUCCCUCUGCGUGCUUAUUAAUUAAUUUAUUUAUUUAUUAAUGAUUCUGAUGUUUAUUGAAAAUGCAGCCGGACAGAAAAGGGUUUUAGGGGACAGGCAGAGGGAAGAGUGGAUAAGGGGACUAGGUGUGAGGACCACAGCAGAACAAUAGUGAGACAGUCUAGAUAUUUGAACACAAGUCACAUUACAACAGUCAUUUGUAGAUGGGGGUUGGUGGGGGCAUGCAAUAACUAACCAAGAGAACAAGAUGAGAGACAAAGGCAGUCGUGCGUAGGUAUCCUUCAAUGCAAUAAAACUGGGGUCGGCAACUAAUUAGGCCUCGGACAAAAACUCAAUUGCAGGCUAAAAUUGCAUUCUCAUCAGGCAAACCCUGCUUUUCCUACUAAAAAAACCCAAAAAAACCUUCUUUUUCUCAUUUGCACUCUAUAUCAUGUACAAAACAUAAUUUAAUGAAUUUAGGUUAUUAAUUCUCGUGCCUGGGAUGUGUGUGCCCCCCCUCCGGUGUUUCCGAAAUUGUCCUUCACGAGUAAGAGCAUGUGAGAGCUGAAUGUUCGACGAAUAUCAAACGUCCGGCUAACUUUGUCUCGCUCAUUCCUAACCACGCCGAGGACAAACUAAUCGUCAGAUUAACAUCAAACUUCACGGGAAACAAGAAUAACGGUAGUUCAUCACAUCAAUAUACCUGUCAAUCGCGUCAAAAUCCAACGAAUGUGUGAUUUUUGGAUGCCGAAAUCGAGGAACAUUUUGAUUUGGAUCAUUUGUUUCUCUUUCUGUGAAGCGCCUUCGAAACAUGUCAUGUGAAAACGGCCAGUGGCGCGAAACGGUUUGGGGGCCGCUUUUAUUUUAUGCCAGUGCAAUGUAAAUAGUAACAAUUGUAAUGCCUUUGAUUAGAGUUGAGUUAUGAUGUACUUUAUUGCCGGAGAAGGAAAGGACAAGCAGAAACGUUGCACUUUCUCCGUCGCAUCACAUUGCUCGCUCUCCCGCCCAUUCAAUGGAUCUGAGCAUUAGCUGAGCGGAAGUGAUGCGGCGGCAACGUCACCCCCGAGGAUGUAGGCGCUUGUUGCAUUUCUGCCCCGACAAAUGGACGUAAGGAUGCCUGUGACACUAGUUCGAUGUAGUGUUUUCAACUAGCUGAACACCCUGUUCAUUUAGUCAUCUGCGGAGAACACCAGGUCGGCCUUUAUUUGUCAUCUGACCAUGUUUUCACAAAUACAGACUCUAAACACUGUAUAUGAGUUAGAAUUCUAUUUAAUAACAAGUCGUAAUAAUGGGCGCACGGUGUAUAUUGGUUAGCACGUCUGCCCGCUGGAUUCAAACCUUGACGCAGGCCUUCCUCGUGAGGAAGUCGCACGUUCUCUCCGACCUUGUGCGGCUUUUCACCGGGUACUCCGGCUUCUUCCUAAAUUCCCAAACCGCAUGGCCUUAAGUUUGCUUUCGGUGCAUUUGGUCAUCAUUCUCAUU
This is a messenger RNA of Phycodurus eques (leafy seadragon), 3867 nucleotides long. RefSeq names its product phosphatidylinositol 5-phosphate 4-kinase type-2 beta. The record is from RefSeq and is a predicted model, not a curated record. The coding region runs from base 480 to 1871 and encodes 463 amino acids. Gene Ontology annotation, biological process: phosphatidylinositol metabolic process. Gene Ontology annotation, molecular function: phosphatidylinositol kinase activity. Lineage: Eukaryota; Metazoa; Chordata; Actinopteri; Syngnathiformes; Syngnathidae. The transcript has 11 exons.